GGCAUAACUAAUAGAUUCUUUCUUAAAAUUCUGAAGAAGAAGUAUGGGUAGUUUUUCUCAGAUAUUGAUCAAAAUUCUUUCCACAAUUCUCAUAUUCAACCACAUACAGUACUGCUAUGUGUUGAAAACUAAUGCUCAGAUUGAUACGAGUAAUAUUUUUCCCUUGUGCUCCGGAGAUAAUAUCACCUCUAAUACAUAUCGGUCAAACCUUAAACUUCUUCUGUCUUCUUUAACAAAUUCAUUCAACAAAACCAUUAUCCUCAAUGGAUAUUACAACGACACAGUCGGUCGAAAGCCUAAUACCGCCUAUGGAAAUUAUCAGUGCAGAGGUGAUAUCACACUAGAAGAUUGUCGAUCUACUGUUGAUUUAGCCGUGAAAGAAGUACAGCGAAGCUGCCCAGACUCUAAAGAAGCAGUUAUUACAUACAAAGAAAUAGUCGCUUUAAAGUUUUCCGAUCAAUCAUACUUCUCAACCAUGCGAGAUAGUCCAUACUUUCCACUCCCUAAUGCAAAUUCCGUUACAAACCCGGAUGAGUUUAAUUCAGGACUCGAUGAAUUGGAGAAUUAUAUUUUGGAAAAAGUUGCUUUUAAUGGCGUCUCCAAUACUUCUUCUUCAACAAAUAGAAAUUUGUAUGGUAUUGGAAGCAUAGACGUUUCGAGCUCACAGAAAAUAUAUGGGCUAGCUCAUUGCACUGCUGACUUAUCAGUUAAGAAUUGCACUCAGUGUCUUCGUGGGAUAAUGGAUAAUUAUCGAAAAUCGUUUAGCGGGCGAGUAGGUGGAAGAGUUAUUUGUUGGAGCUGCUAUUUUAGAUAUGAGACAUAUCGUUUUUAUGGACCCAACGCAACUUCCCCGCCAUUUCCAUCCCCUAAUAUUAUGAACCCACCACCGUCAAAGCCAAAGAUUUCGCGUAAAGUGCUGCUGAUCAUUAUAGUUGUUCCUUCAGUGAUUACAACAGUAUUAUCCAUCAUAAUCAUUUUGUAUUUCUGCGUAAAGAGAAGAAAGAAAGUACUCGAAAGGAAAAUUGAAGAUAUCGAUGAGAUUCAAAGUGCUGAAUCUUUGCAAUAUAAAUUCAAUACGAUAGGCGCGGCUACGCAAAAUUUCUCAGAUGCCAAUAAGCUUGGGCGAGGCGGAUUUGGUACUGUAUAUAAGGGUACAAUGCCAGAUGGACAAGAAAUAGCUGUGAAAAGAUUGUCUGAAAAUUCUGGUCAAGGUGAAGAAGAAUUUAGGAAUGAAGUUGUCCUAUUGGCGAAACUACAACACAAAAAUCUUGUAAGACUUCUAGGCUUCUGUUUAGAUGGAGAUGAAAAGCUACUCGUGUACGAAUUUAUGCAGCACGGAAGCCUCGAUCAGUUUUUAUUUGAUCCUAUUAAACGCGCAUUGUUGAAUUGGGAAAGGAGAUACAAGAUUAUAGGAGGCAUUGCUAAAGGACUUCUGUAUCUUCAUGAGGACUCUCGACUUAAGAUUAUUCACCGAGAUCUCAAAGCCAGCAAUGUACUAUUAGGAGAAGAUAUGGUCCCCAAAAUUUCAGAUUUUGGAAUGGUUAGGAUGGUGAAUCAAAAUCAAGUCAGCACAAAACGGAUUUGUGGAACUUUUGGAUACAUGGCUCCAGAAUAUGCAAUGCAUGGUAAAUUCUCUGCAAAAUCAGACGUCUUUAGUUUCGGUGUGUUAAUUUUAGAGAUCCUGUGCGGAAAGAGGAGUAAUUCUUUUGGUGGAUUUGAUGGUGCUAAGAAUGUCUUAAGCUACGCAUGGGGCCUUUGGGAGGAGGGGAAAUCUGUGGAGUUGUUGGAACCAUCACUAAGAGAUUGUUAUUCACCAAACGAAGUGAUGAGAUGCAUCCAAAUUGGGUUGUUGUGUGCUCAAAAGGAUGUAGCUAAUAGACCUACAAUGGCGUGGAUUAUUCAUAUGCUGAAUAACCACUGUGUCAUUCUGCCAUCACCUUUAGCACCAUCUACAUUUGUAUUGCGCGGUGAAACAGAACUCAACAUACCUUCUGAAGAUGGUGAUAACAUAAGCGUGAAUCAGGUGUCAAUGACAGAAUUUUACCCUCGAUGACCAUGUACUAUUAGCCAAACUACAUUUGGGAGUUCAACUUGACCUUUAAGGAGAGAUGAUAACUGAAUGUAAUCAGUAUACAUAUAUGGAUUAUUUUCCA
This is a messenger RNA of Papaver somniferum (opium poppy), 2153 nucleotides long. RefSeq names its product putative receptor-like protein kinase At4g00960. Gene Ontology annotation, biological process: protein phosphorylation. The transcript is spliced from 7 exons. The record is from RefSeq and is a predicted model, not a curated record. Gene Ontology annotation, molecular function: ATP binding; protein kinase activity. Bases 44 to 2053 code for a protein of 669 amino acids. Lineage: Eukaryota; Viridiplantae; Streptophyta; Magnoliopsida; Ranunculales; Papaveraceae.